AUGGACUUUCCAAAUCCAAAGCACCCCCCACUGCGGUCGCAUCAGAUCUUGGACCUGCAUUCACGCCGUAGGCCCCACACUCUUCGAUCAGCCCCCACAACUGUAGGAAGUAAUCCUAAUGAGAGAGGUCUUCUUUAUCUUCUAGAGCGGAGGCAGCUGCCACAGGACUAUGAUCUAGAGGUCGCAUUGACUUCAGGUGAUUUGAUUCAGGCCAGAAAAGCGCCCAUUUAUAAUAUAUCACAGCGCAAAAAAAAGCCGAUAACAAUGACAAAUGGCUCCGUUUUCAGUGCAGUCAGGGGAUACAAACUUGACUACGACGAAAUUGGGAAGCUUCCGAAGAUGUUGGACGUAGCAGGGCUCAAGGCAUGGGAAGAGGUGCAAAGAUCCAAGGCACACGAGAAGGAAUCCCGCCCUUCCGUAGAAACAUUUAUGCAAAAUGCACUGACGCUAUCAAAAAGCGACACCCAUGGUAGAGACGACCCUCGAACUUACACCGAGCUACUAGACCUAUACUCUAUGCAUGAGUUCAUUAUUCGCAAAGGUAAAACCUUACGCUGCACUCCUGAGUUUGCAUCAUUUAAAAGACACUACGAGGCAUCCUGGGAUUGCAUUGAGACCAUGUUAGAAGUCUUGGAGGAUUUCCUAACCCUCUAUGAAGUAGAACUUGCCUACAUCGACGGCAAGAAGUUGGCAACCCUGGCCUCAUACCAGAUGGGCCGCCGUGUGGAGACCUCGGAUUUGCUAAAUUGCAUUGCCAACGCGGAGGAGAUAACGCCUUUGUUAACCGACAGUGCAAAGCAGUACCGGCUUGCCGUCAAAGGGGAACAUCUGGCCGCCACGAAGAUCCAGUCCACGUGGCGCAUGUACCGCCAGCGCAUCGCCUACCGGCAUCUCCAGCUCGGCACCCGCGCCGCGACGAUUAUCCAGCACCAAUGGACCCUUCACCGCUCUCACUGCAUGACGCGGCGAGCCAUUCGCGCCGCCCGUGCGAACCGCCUCGCGCGGUGGGCGAAAACCAUGGAAUCAUUCUGCGAAAAGUGGUCAGAAAUUCGCUCCGUCCGCCGCGUCGCGGUGCACAUUCCCUCUCUAUCCAUCCCAUCCUUUCAGUCAAGCCGUGUUCCUUUCUACAACGCCCGGCAGAUGGGCCUUUUGCCGCGUCUGUUUGAUCUGAAGGAUCCCAACGUGGAGGUGGUGCUCGUGGCGCCGUUUCGGCCUCAGGCGGAGAUCAUGAAGUACUACCAUUCGCUUCUAGCAAACGUUGGCGUGCACAACUCGGAGGGGCGUCUCACUUUAGUCGUUCCAGAGGACGUUGAUCGCUUGAAAAAUGGCAUGAGUCUAACACGCCUUACGCUUCUGUCGCCGCGGGUCAUGAAGGUGCUGAAGACGUUGUGCACAGGAAAGCCGGCGUAUAUCGUUCCCGGUGUGAUCGGGCCCGAAGAGUUGGACUUGGUCUCGGAGCUCAACGUCCCUUUGCUCAGCUCUGAUCCCCGUAUUGCCCAGGUGUUUGGCACCAAGAGUGGGUGCAAGAGGCUGCUAGAGGCUUCCGAUGUCGCACAACCACUCGGCGCCACCGCGCUACGAUCACGCGACCACUUGUUGCUCUCCCUCGUCAACCUCAUGGUGGAGCAUCGUGAUAUCAAUCGCUGGCUCAUAAAGCUGGAUACUGAAUGCGGCAGUCGCGGCCACGCAUACCUCGAUACGAGCCGCAUGAAAUCCCUCAAGGAAUGUCAGUCCUCCUCCCACAGUGUGCUUUCAGACGCUCUGCAUAAGGAAUUGGUAGAGUUUGGAGCACGGCGCGUGCGACUCGUGCACCCACACUGCUACCGUGACUGGAAUGCCUACUUGACUAUGGUGGAAACUGUCGGUGCGUGUGUCGAGGCAGUUCCCAAUCGUGUGUUGACAAACCUAUCCGCGAACCUCUUCAUUGAGCCAUCCGGUGAGAUACAUCUACAGUCCGUUGUGGAACCACUGCUGGCUCCGGCCUUCACGGUUCUAGGUAGCUGUUUUCCAUGCUCUAUUGCGCUAAAUACUGCACACGUAGAGUCGGCGGCGAUGCGGGUUGCAACUGCAGCGUUCCGUAAGAGAAUUUACGGCUACGUAUCUGUGGAUUUUGUUCUUUUUGAAAAAGAAACGAGCAUCAGCGACAGCGGCAGUGAUAGUCAAUCCUCAUCGAUCUGGGCGGUGGAUGUGGAUCUUUGCCUCACCAACAACGCCGCUGCUCACCAAGUGGCGUCAAUGUUAUUGAUUAAAUUUAUCCCAUCCGCUACUCUACCUCCAAUAAAAGAUAGGGAUCUCGACAUGGAGGGUAAUGAUGUCGAAUUGCAUUACAUCUAUAGUGGAUUGAUUUACAAUCCAUUUAUCUCGAGCAUUCGACAUGAAGCUUUCUUCUCGCUUUGUCAUGCAAAAGGUAUCUCGUUUGAUCGUAAAGAGCAGACAGGGAUAGUAUUUCAUUUGGUAGAUGUACUCCUUCGUGGUUGUGUUGGGGUUAUCUCCGUAGCUAGAAACAUAAACCGUGCGCUAAAGAAAAUGACCGUUUUUCAGAACCUGUUAAACAUGGAGCUGCCUAAGCAAGGUGAACAUUCAGCUGAAAGCAACAUUGUUUAUUUCUUAUCUAUCCAACAGCAACUGUCGCGCCUUAAGAACGAAUAG
Phytomonas sp. EM1 is the source of this 2649-nucleotide messenger RNA. The record is from the annotation of a GenBank genome assembly. NCBI's taxonomy places the organism in Eukaryota, Euglenozoa, Kinetoplastea, Trypanosomatida, Trypanosomatidae.